Babesia microti strain RI is the source of this 657-nucleotide messenger RNA. RefSeq names its product conserved Plasmodium protein, unknown function. The transcript is spliced from 3 exons. Lineage: Eukaryota; Apicomplexa; Aconoidasida; Piroplasmida; Babesiidae. Bases 1 to 657 code for a protein of 218 amino acids. The record is from RefSeq and is a predicted model, not a curated record.
AUGGUCAGGCAUGUCGCUCCCCAAUCGCAACCCAAAAUAAAAAUCGCAAUCUAUUCAUUUUCACUAGUGAUUCCGGUCAUAUUCCAACAGACUAUAUGCAUCCGUACGCCCAAUUAUCUAGUUUUGGAUUUGAUCAAAAUUUAUGGGAGAUUGAGCCAAAAAAGCAAGAUAGGCCACAUAAUACCAUUAAAAAAUAACGACAAACUCGUGUCUAAGUUGAUAAGCCCAGAAAAAUUUUACUGGGAAUUAGUAUUUGAUAAAGACGAUGAGGAACUUAACUUUGACCAGUUUACUAAGCGAGUCGGAAUGAAACGCUUUGAGUGGCCUGUUAUGAUUAACAAAAAUAGGAGAGAUAAUAAACAACCCUUUUUCAUCCCAGUGUGCCAAGAGAGACAAAAUAGGUUGAUGAAACAAUUGGAUAAAUCGUCAGAUAAAGAGGGUUUGGUCAACAACAAACUUUUGCAUCUAAAUGCUAUGGUUUCAAAUCAGGAAAUCAACAAGGAAGCGCUGAUUGACGUAUUUGAGACUUUUGCAUCCAGUGGAAUUUUAACUAAAAAAUCAUUUUCCGAUAAGAUCAAGUCAUAUUCCCCCCUGCUCACCCUUUGGGACUGGGAUUCCUUUAUUCGAAACAUGAACCGUUAUCACAUAGACCCAUAA